AGGUGUAACCAGUCCAAUAACAUGACUGAUGCAUCAAGCCAGUCAUUUGGGAUGGAUGGAAGUACUGAAAAAGUGACUAGCCUUGAUGGCAGUUAUAUGGAAGGAGGUGGACAGAUUUUGAGAAUGGGCAUGGCUCUGGGUGCAAUCUUACGCAAGCCUGUUCGGGUAUACAAUAUCCGUGCAGGAAGACCAAAUCCUGGACUUCAAGCUCAGCACCUUACAGGGAUUCAGUUAGUGAAACAAAUCUGCAAUGGCUGCCUCAUUGGAGAUCAGAUUGGUUCCACUGAGAUUACUCUGUAUCCUGAGUCAAUUUCUCAUGGGAAUUUCCAUGGGGAUACAAAGACUGCUGGGAGUGUUGGACUCCUUCUCCAAGUUGCCCUUCCUUGCCUUGCAUUUGCACAGGGCUCAUCAACCCUCAUACUUAAAGGUGGAACAAAUGCAGAUUUUGCUCCUCAGAUAGACUACACCUUGGAGAUUUUCAAGCCCCUUGCAAAAAAGUUUGGACUGGAUUUCUCCUGUAAUGUAAUUCAAAGGUGAGAGUUUAGAGAGG
Molecule: messenger RNA, 550 nt
Organism: Darwinula stevensoni
Lineage: Eukaryota; Metazoa; Arthropoda; Ostracoda; Podocopida; Darwinulidae
Source: the annotation of a GenBank genome assembly